GGAGGGGUUACAAGGUGCCCUGCUGCCGCAGAGCGGAGUGGUCGAGCAGGCACAUAGAAUUGAGUCAUGUCCUGCAAGUAGAUGGGGGCUGUCCUGUUGGCGGCAGUGUAGGCAAGGGUCAGGGUGACGUGGGAGAAUUUGGGGAGGUUGUAGAUGAGUCUGGCAGCGGCAUUCUGAAUCAUCUGUAGUGGCUGUAUGGCACAAGCUGGCAGGUUUGCAAGGAGAGAGUUGCAGUAAUCAAGGCGAGAGGUCACCGUAGCCUGGACGAGCAGCUGGGUGGAGUGCGUCGUCAGGUAUGGUCGAAUCCUCCUGAUGUUGUACAGGAGGAAUCUGCAGGACCAUGAUGUUGCCUUGAUGUGCUCCUUGAGGUCCAGUUGGUCAUCCAGGACCACCCCCAAGCUCUUGGCAGAGUGAGAGGCAGUCACUGUGGUGCCAUCAACCGUGAUUGAGAGUUCACGAAGCAAGGAGGUCUUGCACGGGAAGAAGAGCAGCUCAGUUUUGUUGAGGUUGAGCUUCAGAUGGUGGCUGGCCAUCCAGGUGGAGAUGUCAGCCAGGCAGGAAGAGAUCUUAUCAUUGACCUAUGUGGCCGAGGGGUGGAAAGAAGAGAAGAGUUGUGUGUCAUCUGCAUAACAAUGAUAGGAAAAGCCAUGUGAAUUAAUGACUGAACCAAGAGAUCUGGUGUAUAAGGAGAACAGCAGAGGACCCAGUACAGAUCCCUGCGGCACUCCCGUAACAAGUGGAUGAGAAGCAGAGGCAGACCCCUUCCAGGUGACCUGGUAGGUCCUAUCUGCAAGAUAGGAAGCGAACCAAGACAGGGCAGUCCCGGCAAUUCCCACCCCAGCCAAGGUGGAGAGGAGUAUUUUAUGGUUGACCGUGUCAAAAGCUGCAGACAGGUCAAGAAGGAAUAGCUAUACUACUGCAAGUGCUGAGUUACAACGAAAACCAGCAGAUCCUGAGGCUCUUCAGGACCAGGAGGGUAUUUCACAAAGCAGGAAUAACUGCGCUGAGUAAAAUCUGGAACAGAAGUUUUCUUUUUACUUCAGGUCAUAUUUUACUUCUAGAUAUGGGAGGGUUCCAGAUAGAUCUGUAAUCCUGUGCCCCAGAGUGAGGACCACAUGGUUUUCAUGGCAUUUAAACUUUCGUCCAAGUUCACUUUCCUAUGGAGGAUGAAAAAAUGUAAAAUAAAUGACUCAUUAAAUGAAUGAAUAAACAUAAAUGCAAGAAAAAUGUUUAAAAAAUGAAUGUACACAUAAAUAAAAUAAUAGAUAAAAACUGGCAUAAAUGGUUAUUUCUUCAUUUUUCAUUUCCGUAUAUCUUGAUUCAUUUCUGUAUAUAUUUCCCUAUUUAUUUUUUGAUUCAUUAUUUCUGCACAGUGCUGUGCAAAAGUCUUAGCCACCCUAGAUUUUUUAAUAUAUAGUAUAUAUUUGGUUUUAGAUGUUUAUUUUUUGUUUUCUGCAUUAGUGUGUCAGUAGAAAAGAGCAAAUUUGAGAUUUCCAAACAUGAAUUUUCCAAAAAAUUACAUUUUACAGAUACAUUUUUGUAUUUUGUUAAAGUAAUAUUUGAAGUAAUAUACUACUUGUCAGAUAAAAACUUGAUCAAGGGUCUCUGGGAUCACCUGGAGAGCCAGAAGCAAGCGAAACAGCCAAAAUCUGCAGAAGAACUGUGGCAAGUUCUCCAAAAUGCUUGGAACAACCUACCAGCCGAUUUUCUUAUAAAACUGCUGGACAGUGUACCUAAUAGAAUUGAUGUAGUUUUAAAGGCGAAGGGUGGUCACACCAAACAUUGAUUUUAUUUAGUUUUUAACUAUUUACUGCUCUUUAUAUUAUUUUCUCGAUAUUUAUAACCUUUCAUUUCAUUAUUUUUGAAAGCAUCUUAGCUAUACAGCAUUUUUCUUUACAGGUGCCCACGACUUUUGCACAGUACUGUACUUCUGUAUUUCUCCAUCUAUGUGUUAAUGAGGGGGCUGUUAAUCAAAGAAUGUCAUGGUGUCACCUUAUUCCCAUUGGUUGAUAUCAGAGUGCGUAGAUCGAAAGUGCCUUGCUUCAACACCGGUUGCUUUUACUAGGUUUAUCUUGGUAGGACAGAAUGCAACAUGGAUUUUUUUAGGUGGUUUCAUCGGAGCUUGAGCUUUGUAAUUUUGGGUAAAACACCCUCUCUUUGUCUUCAAUGAAGUGCAGACACACCCCUGGCAGGUUAAAUAUAACACCAGUCACACCCCGUUCGUCACCAGUCAUAGGUAGCGACUUUCAUGAUCUGUACAGUAUGUCUCAAUGUCAUUUUCAGUGUAAAAUAUAGUUAUGAAGCUUUUAAACAUAAAAUGACAAAGUAAGAACUUUGUGUCGUUUGAAGGCCAGCCAGCUUGUCACCUGUCACAUGACAUCAGUUGCUUUCGCAGCUAUAAGCUAAUGUAUUAGGUAUUUGGUUUCAUCUUAUUUCACUCUAAAAAACUUGUUUUAAUAUCAGUCAGAUUAAAAAUAUAAUUUCAAAUGCGAGUCCUGAUUAUUUACUCUUUUGUGUGAAAAUUUGUUCUAGUUAGCUGCAUCACAGAGGUUGACCUGGUAGUGUUCCACAAUUUGGAGGAAGCGGCUCAUUGCCCGAAUGUUUCGCUCCAAAAUUCAGAUUAUGCCAGAUCAGUUGGAUGCCCUUUCUCACACACUACCCGUGGAAGCUAUGUAGACUUAUUUAUUCUCUGACUGCACAACACUGCGACUAUGGGGUUGGUGAGAGAAGACUUCACCUUGAAAUGGCAGAGCAUGGCAUAAAGUCUGAGUCUGAAAUAUUGGGGCAACAGACCGUUAAUCAGAUAUAUCUGAACUGCGCACUAUCACUCUGCGCUUGCCUGCAUCAACCUCUCCCACUCUGGGCUUCAUUGCUAAGCCUGAAUGUAAAAGCAGCUGCUCAUCAUAUGGCCAAAGAAACACAAAAAUAAAUAUAUACAAAAAUAAAUGAAUCAAGAAAAAAAAAGAAUCAAGAAAUAUAUAAACAAUAUAUGCAGAAAUGAAUGAAUUUAGAAAUAAAUUCACAAAUACCCAUUUAUGUCAGAUUUAAUCUAUUUUUGUGUACAUUUUUCCUGGUUUUUGCAUUUAUUUUUUUUAAUCAAGUCCUUUUUUAAUGUAAUUUUGGCAUUUUUGUUCCUCCAUGCUUUUCUUCCCCGUAUUAGAUCAACUAAUUGUUUGUAAAUGUCUCAAUUAGAAACUAAUUUGUAUUAAUGGUCACUUCACUGGCGUUGGACUUCCUAUGGGGACCCUUCGAUAAUAACUAUUGAAGUAGAAGUUUAAAUCCCUGCCGGCCACAUCGUGGAGGCAAACCGGUGGCAUUAAUUAUAGGGGCUGCGGUGUGCUACGACUUUGGUUAUUCUAGGCCGAGUGCAGGAUCUGACAACCCUUGUACGGAGAGCAAUAGUGCGCAGGUUUAAUUCUUUGUCGGUGAUAAACUGAUUGCUCAGAGUAGUUAAUUAUUACAGUGUGAGAAUUGCCACGUGGUUUUUUUACACGUCAUUAGUUUCUGAACAACCAGGGACGAACGAGAAGAUGUAAAAAAUAUGUGACUAUAGCUAAACACAAGCACCGUUAGGAAAGGUUAAGCGCUACCUGUCUAAAAGCCAUGCGUCCCCUUUAAGUGCUCAGUAGGUCGGUGAACACAGGUAUUUUACUAAUAAGGGCGUGGCGGUACCUCCCUCGGGUACGAUAAGGUUGCGGGAGAGCACUACUGGGCAUGCGUGGAUGGCAUUUUACUGCGAUUACACUGUGAAAGAAUCGGAGAGGGGGAAUUACUUAACAGAACUGCAAUACCUCUGAAAUGAUAGUCUCAGUAGAAGUACUGAUUUCAAACGUAGUUGCCAUAUUGAAUGGAUUUUAGCUUGUGGAGCAGACGUUUUAAACAUAAAUUCACUAGUGAAUCGAUCGUUUAAUCAUAGUAAGGUCUCGCAUGCGUUUCGCGCAAAUUUCGAAUAGAAGGCUACCACUGCGUAUUUUUGUUUUAAUUCAUUUAAAAUAAAUAAUAAUUUUCAGUUAAAAAAAAACACUUUGAAAAUGAAAGAUCGACUGGAACAACUCAAAGCGAAGACGGUCAUUCCAGUUUCACAGCAUCUAGCUUCACUGAUUCCUCCAUGACCGGCAUCAGCUACCUUCCUGUUGUUGCCGCCCUCAAUAUCACCCCCAAACACUUUAAAGACGUGUGACACAGAUGAUACAGAUGACGUGGAGCUUGCUGUGGACAAUGCAGCCUUCAUGGAUGAGUUAUUUUGCCAGAUUGAGGAGAUCAGGACCACUGUUGAUAAGAUAGAUGAGAAUGUGGUGGAAGUGAAGAAGCUCUACUCCAUCAUCCUCUCUGCCCCCACAUCAGACCAGGAAACACAAGAUCAUUUGGAAGCCUUGACCCUCGACAUCAAGAAACUGGCGAACAAUGCUCGCAACAAACUCAAAAGUAUCGAGCGAAAUUUGGAGACGACUGAGGAGAAAGUAUCAGCUGACAUGCGAAUACGUAAAUCUCAGCAUGCUGUUCUGUCCAGGAAGUUUGUGGACGUGAUGACCAAGUACAAUGAGGCACAGGUGGACUUCAGGGAGAGGAGUAAAAGCCGCAUCCAGAGACAGUUGGAAAUCACGGGUAAAGUCACCACUGAUGAGGAGCUGGAGGAGAUGCUGGAGAGCGGGAAUGCUGCAGUCUUUACUGCUGGGAUUGUAGACUCGGGCAUCUCCAAGCAGGCGCUGAAUGAGAUUGAGGCUCGGCACAAAGAUAUUGUAUGGCUGGAGAGCAGCAUUAAGGAGCUGCACGACAUGUUCAUGGACAUCGCAAUGCUAGUGGAGAACCAGGGUGACAUAGUGGAAAAUAUAGAGUCGCAGGUGUCUAAAACUGUGGACCACAUAGUGGUGGCCAAGACAGAGACCAAAAAGGCCAUCAGGUACCAGAGCAAGGCACGCAAGAAAGUGGUGAUUAUAGCGAUUGCAGUUGUGGUGCUCCUCUCACUCUUGGCCCUCAUAAUUGGGCUGUCAGUGGGACUGAAUCGGUGAGAGGAGAGGGGAGGAUUUGAGUUAAACCAUAGCAAAGGAAAAUGAGCAUAGUGGGCGUGGCAUGUGCCAUUCUUGCUGUGGUUCUUCUCACCAUCAUUCUGUCCUAGGCUGUUUGGGAAGAUGAGCAGCACCCCCCCUCCCCAACUCCUUACCUCUUAAUUCCAACGACCCUCUGUCUGGCACAAUCUGCCCAUAUCCAACAGCUGGAAAGAAGGACAGCGCCCCCUCAUACAAGCCUAUUGCAUUGCCCUGAAAUCUCCUUUUUUUCCUCAACCCAACUCUUCAUCCAGCAAUCAGAGAGCCAGCGUAAAGCCUGGAGAGGACAGACUCUGUAAACUGUGAAGAGAUGAAACACGCGCACAGACACACACACCUCUCAUGAGCACCAGGUCAUCAUUCCACACAUGGCUCAAUAAAAAAGUUUUUUAGGGUGAGGAAACUAACGACUAUCAUGGUGACUCCUGUCAUAGAAAUGGACCAAUCUAAGCAGGGAUGUGUCCCCAUUUUCGCUGAGGCAGCAGUCAGUCACAUGAGCGUGUCCCCAUUUCCAAUGAGACAGAAGCCAAUCAUAUGACUUUGCCCCCAUUUAUAGUGAGACAGCAGGCAGUCACUUGACUAUGUCCCAUUUCCACUGAGACAGCAGCCAAUCAUGACUGUGUCCCCAUUUCUGCUGAGGCAAUGGCCAAUUACACUACUGUGGCUGCUGUCUCAGUAGAAAUGGGGACAAUCAUAUGACUGAACAGAAGACUGCAGCUACUCAAUGAGGGGAAAAAGGACUCUAAUUUUAAAUUGUGAACAAUGAAAAUCCCAGGAUUCCAGGAUAGUACAGCAGGAUUCUGGGUGUGCACUACGUUUUUGAUGGCUUACAAAUUAUAUCUGUGAUUUAAUGACUGCCAAGGAAUUCAAUGAAUGAAUGAAUGAACAUACAUAUUUUAUGUUUUGUGCAUGUGGAUUGUAGAACACCUGUUAGACAUUGUUCAGACUUUCCAGUGUUCUCCAGUUCAAAUGUAUGUUUGUGUAUCAUAUGUAAUAUGUGCAAUAGAGCCGUGUAAAUAUUCAAAGAAUGAAUGUUUCCAGAUUGUACAACUUGAAAUCUAACUGUGCCUUAUAAGUGAAUAUACACACGUAUAUAUUUAUAUGAGUGCACAUACAGUAUGAAUGUGGGUGUAUUUGACUGUUUCUGUUCUAUAUAUGCUAUAGCAUCCACAUGAUUUCAGAAGACAAUUAUAAACUUUGCAAUUAUGAGAUUA
This is a messenger RNA of Anguilla rostrata (American eel), 6259 nucleotides long. It is a transcript of the gene stx3b, whose product is annotated as syntaxin 3b. The transcript has 12 exons. Gene Ontology annotation, cellular component: plasma membrane; SNARE complex; endomembrane system. Gene Ontology annotation, biological process: synaptic vesicle fusion to presynaptic active zone membrane; intracellular protein transport; exocytic insertion of neurotransmitter receptor to postsynaptic membrane. Gene Ontology annotation, molecular function: SNAP receptor activity; SNARE binding. Bases 4230 to 5009 code for a protein of 259 amino acids. The record is from RefSeq and is a predicted model, not a curated record. Lineage: Eukaryota; Metazoa; Chordata; Actinopteri; Anguilliformes; Anguillidae.